UGGGUCUAACCUCAAAUGGUACAGCACAUGCAGAUUCCUUCCCUGGACGUACAUUCUGCUCAAUGCUUGCCAUUUCACGCAGGUGUAUAUCACCUCUUGAUUAUAUAUAUAUAUAUAUGCUUGCAAUUUCAUCUCCAACUUCUAACAUCCUUUUUUUUAGUGAUUCUCAAGGUGGUUGCCACUUUGUUGAAGAAUUCAACCCCAAGCACCGAACUGAUGGAAGUUCGGCGACUGUUUUUAUCAGAUAUGAUAAAACUGUUCAGUAAUAGCCGGGAAAAUAGAAGAUGCCUCUUGCAGUGUUCAGUCUGGCAAGACUGGAUGUUCUCUCUUGGAUAUAUAAAUCCAAAGUGUUCAGAUGAACAGAAAAUUACUGAGAUGGUGUACAACAUUUUCCGUAUCCUUCUCUACCAUGCCAUUAAAUAUGAGUGGGGCGGCUGGCGUGUUUGGGUCGAUACUCUGUCAAUAGCACAUUCCAAGGUCACCUAUGAAGCUCACAAAGAAUAUUUGGCCAAGAUGUAUGAAGAAUAUCAAAGACAAGAAGAAGAAAACAUCAAAAAAGGGAAAAAAGGAAGCGUUAGUACAAUCUCCGGCCUGUCAUCUCAAGCAGUUGGAUCUAAAGGAGGCAUAGAGAUCAGAGAAAUCGAAGAUGCUUGCCAAAUUCAGAGCCCAGAGAGUGAAAUAGAUUACUCUGUCAAUACAGACUCUAAAAAUCUCUUAAUUGAAGCAAGAGUGUCUGGUAAUGGAGCAGAUAGUUCAGGCAGAUCAACAACUGGAGUUCAUGUGGAGGUUCAUGAUCUCUUGGUGGAUAUCAAAGCUGAAAAGGUAGAUGCCACUGAAGUGAAGCUGGAUGAUCUGGAUCUGUCUCCUGAGACGUUGGUAGCAGCAGAGAGUUGUAAUCUGGUGGAAGUAGAAUCACUGUUGGACAAUGUGUAUACCUCUGCUGUUGAGAAACUUCAGAGCAAUAUCACCAGCAGCUCCAUGACACAACAAAGGGAACAAAGAGACAGUGGUCCUUUGAUAUCUUUAGUAGAUGAAAAAGACGAUGAGCCAGUUAAUUGUACUUCAUUUAGUUUUGAUAAAGCAGCAAACCAUCAAGAAAAGCUAUUGCCUGAACUGCCAUCUGCUGAUAAUCUUUCUGUUGCAAAUGUAUCGGAGAAUCAAAUUCACACCAGUGCUACCGAUAACCUGGGGCUGUUGGCUCACAUGACGAGUAAUUCAGACAAUACUAGUCCAAAACCUAUAACUGAAGAUAAGAAAUUUAAAAUCUCAACCAAUCUGGAAGAAAUGUGUAUCUUGACUGAAGCAGAAGGAAUUGUUCCAAAAGUAUACGCUGAAAUGAUUGGUACACCAAUUGAUUCAGAACUAUCUUUGAAAAAGUCUAUUGGUAAUUUAGAUGCUUCCAGCAUGAUAUCCGAUACUGACAGAUCAGAUGAUGGAAAAGAAGCAGGGAAAGAAAUUAAAAAGAUUCAAACCACUGCAACAACCCAGGCUGUUCAAGGGCGAGCAAGUGGAUUACAAGAAAGGGAUCUACGUGUCGAUCUGGGUUUCCGAGGAAUGCCGAUGACCGAGGAACAGCGCCGGCAGUUUAGUCCAGGGCCACGCACCACAAUGUUUCGCAUCCCUGAAUUUAAGUGGUCUCCAAUGCAUCAACGCCUGCUGACAGAUCUGCUUUUUGCUUUGGAAACGGAUGUACAUGUUUGGCGGAGUCAUAGUACAAAGUCGGUGAUGGAUUUUGUGAAUAGCAAUGAGAAUAUUAUUUUUGUACACAAUACAAUUCACCUCAUUUCUCAGAUGGUAGACAACAUCAUCAUUGCUUGUGGUGGAAUUUUGCCUUUGUUGUCAGCGGCUACAUCCCCCACGGGUUCUAAGGCAAAUGCUGUGGAUUCCAGAGCCUCAGUGGACAAUGGGAGACUUCACAGCCCCGGUAAAUCACUUACUGAACUGGAGAAUAUUGAGGCAACCCAAGGAAUGUCAACCGAGACAGCAGUAACAUUUUUAAAUAGGUUAAUGGCCAUGGUUGAUGUGUUGGUCUUUUCAAGCUCACUCAACUUCAGUGAGAUCGAAGCAGAAAAAAAUAUGUCAUCUGGAGGUUUAAUGCGUCAGUGCCUGAGGCUUGUUUGCUGUGUUGCUGUUAGAAAUUGCCUGGAAUGCCGACAGAGACAAAGGGACAGGUUGACCAAAAUCUCACUGGCUAGCAAUAAAGUGCACGAAAAUCUUCAAAAUGUAACAGGAUCCAAGACUGGUGUUGAAAAUAUCAUUGGCAACCAUUCUCCAAUUAAAGACCCUGACAGAUUACUGCAAGACGUGGACAUUAAUCGUUUACGGGCUGUUGUCUUUCGUGAUGUGGAUGACAGUAAACAGGCUCAGUUUCUGGCUUUGGCCGUUGUAUACUUUAUCUCCGUGCUCAUGGUCUCAAAAUACAGAGACAUACUGGAACCGCAACGUGAAAUUGCAAGAUGUGGAAGUCAGAUAAAUCGAAAUAUUCGUCAGGAAAUAAACUCACCAACAAGUACAGAGAACCCUGUUACCUUCCCUGAGAACAGCAAAGAAAAAGAAAUCCUCACACCAAUUGAAGAUGUGCAGGUUGAAAGCUGUAUUCCACAUACUGACUCGGGCAUUGGAGAGGAGCAAUUAGCUGGUCUCAUGAAUGGUUCUGAUUUGGAACUAGUUGCUAGGUCAGAUGCAGUGAGUGAACUUCUAUCAUCCUUGUCCUCUGAAGUAAAGAAAUCGGAAGAAUGUUUGUCCGAAGCUCAAAUUGAAGUGCUGAAGCCCCCCUCGUCAAUAUCAAGCGUCAGCCAAGGGAAAGGCAUGAACGUGAAGGAGAUUCUGAAAAGCCUGGUUGCAGCACCCAUGGAAGCUGCAGAAUCUGGACCUGAACCUGUAUCGUAUCCUGACCCCACUGUGAAAAGAGAAGCACAACCUAUUCUUCCCAUGCAGUUCCAUUCCUUUGACAGGAGCGUUGUUGUUCCAGUGAAGAAACCUCCGCCAGGAAGUCUGGCCAUCAAUACAGUUGGUGGCACUGGCUCUGCCAAUCUUGUCACUGGGAGUGCAACAAACAUAAUUUCUCCUGCAGCGGCCACACCAAAAAGUAUGAUAAAUACCACAGGUGCAGCCGAGGCCGCCUCAAGUUCUUCCUCCUCUUCCUCCUCCAGUUUUGUGAAUGGUGCCACCAGUAAGAAUCUGCCUGCAGUGCAGGCUAUUGCUCCAAUGCCAGAAGAUUCAGCUGAGAGCUUGAGCAUCACAGCAAAACUAGAACGAGCCCUUGAAAAGGUUGCUCCACUGUUACGUGAGAUCUUUGUGGAUUUUGCUCCAUUCCUUUCAAGAACUCUGCUUGGCAGCCAUGGCCAAGAAUUGUUGAUCGAAGGCCUGGUGUGUAUGAAGUCUAGUACCUCUGUUGUGGAACUGGUUAUGCUACUGUGUUCACAGGAAUGGCAGAAUUCUAUUCAGAAGAAUGCAGGACUGGCAUUUAUUGAGCUCAUUAAUGAAGGAAGGUUACUGUGUCAUGCAAUGAAGGACCACAUAGUGAGAGUGGCAAACGAGGCAGAGUUCAUUUUGAACAGACAGCGAGCAGAAGAUGUACAUAAGCAUGCAGAAUUUGAGUCCCAGUGUGCGCAGUAUACGGCGGACAGAAGGGAAGAGGAGAAGAUGUGUGAUCAUCUCAUUAGUGCUGCAAAGCAUCGUGAUCAUGUUACAGCGAACCAGUUAAAGCAAAAAAUCCUCAACAUUCUUACAAACAAGCAUGGUGCAUGGGGCGCCAUCUCUCAGAGUCAGCAACAUGAUUUUUGGCGCCUGGACUAUUGGGAAGAUGACUUGCGUCGCAGACGCAGAUUCAUUCGGAAUGCCUUUGGUUCGAUACACCCUGAAGUCCUACUGAAAUCUGCAGAAGACUAUGUUGCAGACGAGGACAUUAUAAAGUCGAAGAAAACUUUCCGGGCGCAGACCGUUGUAAAUCAGAACGCCGAAACCGAGUUAAUGUUGGAAGGAGAUGACGAUACUGUCAGCUUGCUGCAAGAGAAAGAGAUCGACAAUCUAGCAGGCCCCGUUGUUCUCAGUACCCCAGCCCAACUAGUGGCUCCGGUGAUAGUUGCUAAAGGAACCCUAUCCAUCACUACCACUGAAAUCUAUUUCGAGGUCGACGAAGAUGAUCAUGGAUUUAAAAAAAUCGACCCAAAGGUCCUUGCUUACACAGAGGGUUUACAUGGAAAAUGGAUGUUCAGCGAAAUACGGGCUGUUUUUUCAAGACGGCAUCUCCUCCAGAACACAGCGCUGGAAGUUUUCAUGGCCAACAGAACGUCUGUGAUGUUUAAUUUCCCCGACCAAGCUACAGUGAAGAAGGCUGUAUAUAGUUUACCUCGUGUUGGAGUUGGCACCAGUUAUGGUUUGCCACAGGCCAGGAGAAUAUCAUUGGCAAGCCCUCGUCAGCUUUUUAAAUCCUCCAACAUGACACAACGUUGGCAAAGACGGGAGAUUUCAAACUUUGAAUACUUGAUGUUCCUCAACACAGUGGCAGGGCGGACGUACAAUGAUUUAAACCAGUACCCGGUGUUUCCGUGGGUUAUUACGAAUUAUGAGUCUGAGGAGCUGGACCUGACCCUACCAGGCAACUUCCGGGACCUAUCAAAGCCGAUUGGAUCUUUGAACCCAAAGCGAGCUGUCUUUUAUGCUGAGCGCUAUGAGACAUGGGAGGAUGAUCAAGUUCCACCUUACCACUACAAUACCCACUAUUCAACAGCAUCUACCACACUAUCCUGGCUUGUCAGAAUUGAGCCGUUUACCACAUUUUCCCUCAAUACCAAUGAAGGAAAAUUUGAUUAUCCGGAGCGAACGUUUUCCUCCAUUGCAAAGUCUUGGAGGAAUUGUCAGAGAGACACUUCAGAUGUGAAGGAGCUAAUUCCAGAAUUCUACUAUUUGCCCGAAAUGUUUGUGAACAGUAAUAAUUACAACCUCGGCAUCCGAGAGGAUGGAACAGUUGUUUCUGACGUUGAGCUGCCGCCAUGGGCAAAGAAGCCAGAGGAUUUUGUCCGCAUUAACAGAAUGGCUCUGGAAAGUGAAUUUGUGUCUUGCCAACUACAUCAAUGGAUUGACCUUAUUUUUGGCUACAAACAGCGAGGCCCAGAGGCAUUGCGGGCUCUCAAUGUUUUUCACUACCUGACCUACGAGGGCUCCGUCAAUCUUGACAGCAUCACCGAUUCCGGUCUGCGAGAGAUCGCCGAGACUUGUUGUGUUAAAGAUCCCUAUACCUUUCUCCUUACAUCGGAGCUUGUAAAGGCCAUGGAGGUACACAUACAGAACCUUGGACAAAUGCCAUCCCAGUUGCUUAUUGAGCCACAUCCACCCCGCAGCUCGGCCAUGCACCUGUGUUUCCUUCCACAGAGCCCACUCAUGUUUAAGGAUCAGAUGCAGCAAGAUGUUAUAAUGGUGCUAAAAUUUCCAUCCAACUCCCCUGUUACUCAUGUGGCAGCCAACACAUUGCCUCACCUCAGCACCCCUGCAGUGGUCACUGUGACCUGUAGCAGGCUGUUUGCAGUGAAUAGGUGGCAUAACACUGUAGGUUUGCGGGGAGCUCCGGGAUACUCUCUGGAACAGGCUCAUCAUUUGCCAAUUGAAAUGGAUCCAUUGAUUGCCAAUAACGCCAGUGUGAACAAGAGGCAGAUCACGGACCUUGUGGAUCAGAGCAUCCAGAUUAAUGCUCACUGCUUUGUUGUGACAGCAGAUAAUCGCUACAUCCUCGUCUGUGGAUUCUGGGACAAAAGUUUCCGUGUGUACUCAACUGAAACAGGAAAAUUAACACAGAUUGUGUUUGGACACUGGGAUGUGGUCACGUGUUUGGCCAGAUCAGAAUCAUACAUUGGUGGUGAUUGUUAUAUUGUAUCGGGUUCCCGUGACGCCACACUCCUGCUCUGGUAUUGGAGUGGCCGACAUCACAUCAUUGGAGACAAUCCCAACAAUAGUGAUUACCCUGCACCGCGAGCGGUGUUGACCGGACAUGACCAUGAGGUGGUGUCUGUAUCUGUGUGUGCCGAACUGGGCCUUGUCAUCAGUGGGGCCAGAGAAGGGCCAUGCCUGGUGCACACCAUCACAGGAGACCUGCUCAGAGCCUUGGAGGGCCCCGAGAACUGUAUCUACCCGCGACUCAUCUCUGUGUCCAGCGAAGGCCACUGUAUCAUCUACUAUGAACGAGGAAGGUUCUGUAACUUUAGCAUCAACGGCAAGUUGUUAGGGCAGAUGGAGACCAAUGACUCAACAAGAGCCUUACUUCUCAGCAGCGAUGGACAGAACCUGGUAACGGGUGGUGAUAAUGGUGUGGUGGAAGUCUGGCAAGCCUGUGACUUCAAACAACUCUAUAUUUACCCAGGAUGUGAUGCAGGUGUCAGAGCUAUGGAUCUCUCUCACGAUCAAAGGACAUUGAUAACCGGCAUGGCUUCGGGCAGUAUCGUAGCUUUUAACAUAGACUUCAACCGGUGGCACUACGAACAUCAGAACAGAUACUGAGCACACGUGAAGGAUAGGGUGAGGAGUGGUCUGCUGUCCCAGCUGAGACCACGAGUCGGGUGCAGGUAUUGGAAUGUAGUGCCCUCUGUUCUGCCCACUGUUACACAUUCCAUUACAUCCAGCAAUAGCUGUGCAUCCUAUUCUGUUCAUGUGGAAGCAAUCACAAUAAUUUUGUUUUCUUUCCUCCUAUCACUGAACACCAGCUUUAUCAAGAAAAAAAACCUCCUUAAUUUAUUAAUCAUUGAUAUAAGAUGGACAAUAUUAAUGUUGCGUAAUUAAUAUUUCUAACUAAUUCUAUCGACAAAAGUAUGUCAGGGACAAGUUUCUGAGUGUAUUCUGUUAUUCAUAUCCUUCACACUAAGCGAAGGCCUUUUAAAAAGAAAAAUAGCGACCGUCUUCUCCAUUUUAUCUAGUAUAAAGUAUUACGUUAAUACCUUUGAUAAAAAUAAAAUACCCAAGGUGGAUGUUUCUCAUCCAGUUUGCAGUUCCAUUGCACACAAGCUAUAAAGCCAGCAUCCCAGUCAUAAGGUAAAACUCAUCGCACUUGGUAGAACGUACUGGACAUUGAUUGGGCCUAACUUGGCGUAUAAUUUUACAGUGCAGCAUUCCCCAUUCUGUCCUGCACAGCCAAUUUACAAACACAGUCUGGUUUCUAGGCCCUGUUUGCACAUCUUCAUGAGAUGAACAUUGUCUCUUUAGCUUCAAACUACUUUUUCUGCUUUCCAUGUAAGUCACGAGAAUUAAUGUACCAUGCAUUUGUUUCCAGAGGUAAAAUUAGAUGCUUCUGGCGUAUAACUAAUUAAAUAUAUGCGGGGAUUAAAAAUCACCUCAUUUUGUUUCUUUUUUUUGUAUAAUUGGUGUCUGUUUUGUCGAAAGUCAUAGAUGUACAUACUACGUUGGUAGGGCUGAGAGGCAUGUAGCAGGAAUGUAGUUUUCUGGGAAAUUACACCCACACUGUUUAUUUAAAAAGAAAAGUUGGAUUCUUUGUAUUGGCACUUUGCACCAGAAACAUCAUUAUUUAUUGCUGUGAUUAUUGAUUUGUCAUCCACACUGUAAUAGUAAAUUUUAGCACUGAUCUAUUUACUUGCUGUUUGUAUUUAAACAAUUAAAACCAUGGAGAAAGUCUGACUGCGUGACUAUUAAGUUGUACAUCUCAUGUGAGCAAUAUUAUGAGUUUUUAGUCUAGAAUUGGGGGAGGGGAGCUAUCAUCUGGAAAACAAUUUCAUUUCAUCUGGAAAUCACAGUGAAAUAUUUUGGAUAUAUGAAAUCCUUGAGCUAUUGUAACGCUGUUUUAUGGCAACAAUGUAAGAUAUGCCAGAUGUGUAUCAAUUGGAAAUUAAAAUUGAAGAAAAUAAAAUAUGCAAAGCACUGA
Molecule: messenger RNA, 7864 nt
Organism: Amblyraja radiata (thorny skate)
Lineage: Eukaryota; Metazoa; Chordata; Chondrichthyes; Rajiformes; Rajidae
Gene: nbeaa
Product: neurobeachin a
Exons: 40
Coding region: 16-6492 (2158 amino acids)
Biological process (GO): intracellular protein localization
Cellular component (GO): membrane; cytosol
Molecular function (GO): protein kinase binding
Source: RefSeq, a predicted model, not a curated record